AAGCAAGUUGCUCCAUACUUUUUUUGAGGGUGGUUCAUUUACACAAAGACACACUUUCAUUCUACAGUUACAUAUGUGGCUGUUAUGCGUUGUUGGAAGACUAUAAUUUGUGAGAAGAAUCAUAAAUAUAAGAUAAAUACUCAUACAGUAAAUUAACUAUACAUUAAGAGUGUGUGGUGGAUCUUUACAUUUAUUUUUUCUCUUUCACAUUCAUGGCUUGUAAUUGAUUUUGACAAAUGUCUUAACAAUAAAUUAAUAUUUUCUUCUUUUUGCUUUGAAUUUUGACAGUUAAAAACAAAAGACGCAAAGGGUUUUAAAGGGAUAUUCUACACUAAGUCAUACUUGACAGGGAAGAGAAAAGUUUGACAUAUUUAGACUGUAGCAGAGAGAGAUUAAAUGUACAAAAAUCAUUGAAUUCAUCAUUUGUAAUUUGCAAUUGCUUUAACAUUCGGAGACAACCUGUUUGGCUCAGUACUUCUAAACUCCUAUCUGCUUCCUGGUGCAUGAAAUUAUGUACUCAUGGACAUUUCCACUACAACAAACACUAACACUUGUUAGUGAUUUACAGAUUGUCAUAAUUUACCCACUUGUAUUGUUCAGAAACAGAGUGAAGAAAGGUUAUUAAUCAUUAAUCAUAUGUGUGUGUGAUCGCACCAUUGACUGUAUAUAAAAGAAAACCUGUUGGUCUUUCAUAAUCAGUUUAUGGAUUACGCUAGUCCUACACGCAUGCUCAGAGCCUUUUAGCGCGCAUCUUUAACUCUGUCCAAGAAACUAAUAUGUCAAGAGAAAUACAGCAGGUGCUGCGGCUCAUCAUGCUAACAGGAAAGCAAAGACAACGGCGUGUUUUAAAGACUACAGGGGGGCUUUUGGUACUUUUGUGGACUGAAACAGAACUUUCUGGUCAAAGGAUAAACUGCAGUGUUGCAGCUGCUGGUCCCUGGUGCUCAGGGAUUCAAAUUAAAGCGCUCCAGCCUGUCCUGUCAGAUUUGAAGGAGAGGAUGUUUCCCUGUGUGGGGCCAUGUCCUGAACCAGACCCUAAGGAGCUGAGUGCCUUCACUGAUCUGUAUGGUUCCCUCGGAUUACUUCUGGCUUUUCAGAUGAGAGAUGACAGACAUUGCACUUCAGAGUGGCGGGCCCAUAUAGAGGCAUUUUUACGCACAUUUAGUUUGGCUAACGCCGAGAUAAAUGUCCAUCUCAAAUUCAGACUCAAUCAGCUGGACUCACAACAAGAAUUUAAAGUCAAGAUCAAGAGCAACGUUGUACAGGCAGAUCAACCAUCACUGAAAUUGGAUGUCACCUGCUCUAGAAAGUCUCCACUGUGUGUGAAUAAAGGAUGCUGGUGUCAGGGAGGACAUCCUGUCCUUGGAGGCAGGUUGCCACUUAGCAUCCCACCACAAGCCAUGGACCAAGGCCUGCUUGGGGAGCUCAGUGUCCAGUUUGUUACACUCCUGAGCCCUUGUGUGCUGCAGUACCCGAAUGUGGCUACAGAACUCACUCACAUACAAAUAUCCUUUGUGUUGGUAUACAGCCCCAGUAAUGUUCCUAUCUCUGGCCCCUCUGGCUUCUUCCAAACCCUUCCUGCUGAUCUGGACUGUCAGCAACUGGGCCUGGACAGAUUGCACUGCUCCUCCUUUAAAGACCUUAUGCACAGCGGUGGCACUGUUUACACUGUGGAGCAAGAAAACUGGGACGAUCCAGAGCAAGAAUCGGUGCAACAGAGUCUCCUAGUUUUCCUCUUCUUACAGCACAGUGACCCCUUCAUCUCCCAUCUCAUUGAUAUUAUGGCUACAGAGGUGUUGAUAGAGCACCACCUGGAGGAUAUUCUGAACAACAACAGGCAGGCAGUCACAACAGCCCUGCAGACAGAGCUGAGGAACACACUGACAGCACAGACUCACAGAAAAAAGAUGGAUGAACAUCCUGAGGGUGAUGAGCUCAGCAGAACAGAAAUCUGA
This is a messenger RNA of Amphiprion ocellaris (clown anemonefish), 1955 nucleotides long. RefSeq names its product DUF4554 domain-containing protein (gene top6bl). Gene Ontology annotation, biological process: meiotic DNA double-strand break formation. The transcript is spliced from 12 exons. Lineage: Eukaryota; Metazoa; Chordata; Actinopteri; Pomacentridae. The coding region runs from base 777 to 1955 and encodes 392 amino acids. The record is from RefSeq and is a predicted model, not a curated record.